AUGUCCAUCAUCGAAGGCAAGACAGUGGUCGUCACCGGCGCCAACCGGGGCCUCGGACGGGAGCUGGUGAACCAGCUUCUGGAGCGGCCAGGAAACACCAUCAUCGCCGGGGUGCGCGACCCCAGCCAGGCGAAAGACCUGGCCAGCCUGGGACCCAACGUGGUAGUGACCCAGCUCGAUGUGUCCGACGAGGCCUCCAUCGAGGCAUGGGCAGCCUCCCUGAAGAAGGAUUUCGCUCACAUCGAUGUCGUCAUCAACAAUGCUGGCAUCGCCGACAUGGAGCCCUUUGGGAGCCUGAAGGGCAAGCUCUUCCACUCCAUUUUCCAGACCAACGCCAUCGGCCCCUUCCUGGUGGUGCAAUCACUCCACGGCCAAGGCCUGAUCGGCGGCAGCGGCGGCCACACCCUGGUCGCCACCGUUUCCAGCACGAUGGGGAGCAUCAGCGAGAACCGGGCAGAUGGUCUGCCCAUCACCAUUGGCCUGAAGCCGGGGGGGGCCAUUCCCUACCGAUCCAGCAAGUCAGCCGUGAACUCCAUCAUGAAGAGCCUGUCCCACGACCUGGCAGACCAGGACAUCACCGUCACACUCCUGUGCCCCGGCUACGUGGCCACAGACAUGAAUGGACACAGCGGCCACAUCGACACCCAGACCUCCGUCAACGGCAUGCUCAAGGUCCUGGAGGAGAAUAAGGACCUUCAGGGCAGCUUCCACUACUACACGGGCCAAUACAUCCCGUGGUGA
This is a messenger RNA of Auxenochlorella protothecoides, 741 nucleotides long. RefSeq names its product putative oxidoreductase. NCBI's taxonomy places the organism in Eukaryota, Viridiplantae, Chlorophyta, Trebouxiophyceae, Chlorellales, Chlorellaceae. The transcript is spliced from 5 exons. The coding region runs from base 1 to 741 and encodes 246 amino acids. The record is from RefSeq and is a predicted model, not a curated record. Gene Ontology annotation, molecular function: oxidoreductase activity, acting on the CH-OH group of donors, NAD or NADP as acceptor.